This is a messenger RNA of Dreissena polymorpha, 2228 nucleotides long. RefSeq lists its product as uncharacterized. The transcript has 8 exons. The record is from RefSeq and is a predicted model, not a curated record. Bases 1 to 1821 code for a protein of 606 amino acids. NCBI's taxonomy places the organism in Eukaryota, Metazoa, Mollusca, Bivalvia, Myida, Dreissenidae.
AUGACGUCACCAUUGCAGGUCACUUCAGGGGACGGAACCACCACCUACCUGAGCAUGACUUCCGGCGACUGCACCGCCUCACAGACGCCGACUUCCGCUCAAGCGUCUAACCGCGGCGACACCAUGGUCCUUAUACAGCAUGGUGUAAUAACUACAACAACGACGUCAACUACUACAACAACACCAUCGACAACGUUAGAAACUACCACUCCUACAACGACGCCAACUACGACCACUUCUCCAACAACUAGUGUUAUAACAACAACAACGACGUCAACUACGACCACUACUCCAACAACAACUACAACAACCACACCCACCACGACCACAACCACACCUACUACAACAACUACGACCCCAACUACUACAACAACAACACCAACCACAACAACCACCACACCAACAACAACUACAACUCCAACAACUACAACCACUACUCCAACAACUACAACCACUACUCCAACAACUACAACCACUACACCAACAACUACAACACCCUCCACUACCACUCCGUCGACAACCACUGCGACCACACUCACUGCCACAUCCUACGCGUGGCUGUACGUGUUGAUACCCGGGGUGGGGGCGGUGAUUAUCGUCUCGAUAGCGACGGCGUGCGUGCACGUGACGCUUCGUGCGCGUGAGAAGAAACUCGCGCGACAGAAAAGUGCACUUAAGAUGGUGAUCCACCCACUGGGUGAGGUGUCCCAGGCCCUAGACGUUCCGGCCAGUAUGGAGCGGGGCUACGUGAACACCAAGGAAGACUUGAUGCAGCUACAGAGGUUCAAGACUCAAGAUAAGCGCCUGGCGGGGCUGGGUGAGCAGUCCAUGAACCUCAACUUUCACGGCAUCACCUGGCAGGAGGCUCGGGCGCGGAGACAUAGCGCCGUUUCCAGUAGAGAAGUGAUAGUGGAGGGAGUGGAAGGAAUAUCAGGCAAAGCUAAGGGGUCUGCGAUGGCGACCAGCAUAUCGCAACCUCCGCCGUCCGUGUUUGGGCGCACUGGAUCGGAAAGAACGAUGAAGCACAUCAGAGCCAUUGAUGUCCAGAACAUCAAGAAACGCGCGCGUGAGAAAACGGAAAUGACGAUAAAGAAACUCAAUAAAGAGUCUGUGGACUGGGCGGCUAGUCUCCGCAACGGCGCGUCGACGCAGACCACAACAGUCAAAAGCAGUCCGAAGCUAGAAAGAUCAAUUUCCUUUUCGGGUCACGCGCUGAAAAGGUCAAGGUCGAAUCUCGACCGCAAUCUCUUAGAGAGCAUGAGUCUGGUUUCCCGCUUGCAAUCCAACCUGACGUCAAAACUUCCAAAAUGGCGUACGAGAAGUGAGUCGUCCCGAAACGCGGUUGCCCCAGGACGAUUGGAGAGAAAAGGAAGCAUUGACGAACUGGUGACGUCAAGAAAACCGACCGAGCGCAGAAGACCAGGGAGAAUUCUGAGAAGUGAUGCAGUCAUUCUUUCCUCAAACAAUAUUGGAAAAGACAAAGGCCCUUCACUAAGCACCCUUCCGGACGAAUUCUGCGUUAACCAUUCCACGAUGGACCCUUCCCCUACCGUUGAACCUCUAACGUUGACACUGCUACCGGAAGAAGAUGACGUUUUCGCGACAGGCAGGUCCCUUGUUUCGAGGGAGCGGUCUGCAGUUAUCGAGGAAUGGCUGGAAACUGCGCGGACCGAGGAGCGGUUACCGAUACCGGCUCUGCCAGAAGAGUUCAGUGUGAACCAACAUAGACUUGCGGCAAGCACCCCUAGACCUAAGAUGACGAGAAGUCUGAGUCAAACCUAUUUAAAAGUCCCGGGGACCAGAAGACUUUCUUGGAGAUAGUAUAGUGGACCACUUUAGUUGGCAUAUAAAUAAUUUGGUGCGAAGUGUUAGAUAUUGCAUACUGUAUUUGUGUUGAGGGUGUUCUUGUAAUGUGUAACACAGAUGUUGAUUUUCUAUUAAUAUGCUUGGACGUCUUGACGAUUUUCUACUUAUGCAAUAUGCUGUCAAAGAUAUUUUACUUAUGCGAUAAGCUAUAAAGAUAUUUUAUCAAUGUGUGACGAUGCCAUAGACAUUCUACUUGUGCGAUGUGAUUAAGUGGAGAUUCUAGUAAUGUGGCUUGUUGUCGAGGUUAUACUAUACUAAAUAUUCCAGUCAUGCUGUACGCUCUAAAAAUACUGGUUAUAUAUUUUAUAGAUAUAGCAAAGACGCAUCUUCCUCUCUGGAUAUAGAUAUGGCAAGCGUAGGUG